AUGCCUCUCGAAGUCUCCGCGGCUUUAGACCGCGAAGCAGCGAUAUAUCUCACUGGCGAAGUGAUCACGGUCAAAGUGACUUUGAAGAAUUUAGCAGCAAAAGGACGAGAGUCAUUAGCUUGGGGGAGUGUGCAGCUCACUUGUGAGCGCACAAUGGGUGCACAAAUCGGGUCUAGAGAUCGACCAACAACAGCAAUAGCUCGAAGUGCUUCUACGGUAUAUUCAUCCAAACCUAAUGUGUUAUUCUGUGACGUGGAGCUGACCCACGGCGAGACCCGAUGUUUCUCCUGCGAGAUACCCUUACCCACCCAUGAUAUACCUCCGUCGUUUCGUGGGCAUUUGGUCAAGUACCUCAACCGCAUAACAGUCGCUGUACAACAUGUUCGUGCUCCCAUCAAGCUCAUGCAUAUUCCAGUAAGAAUAAUUCCUUCUGUUGGAGUUGACGAAACUGCCAAGACAGACAAGAAUCCGUUUCUGACUGGAGGCAUACCACAUGCAACAAUAUCACAGACUGUUAUGGCGGCGGUUGAUGAGAUCACUGCUCCGAAGCGGCCACACAUGUUUAGUAUGACGAAUGCUCAUGGAAAAGUCGCAACUAUGACGUUAUUCAAAAAGACUUUCCGAUUAGGCGAAGAUAUUCUAGGAAUUCUGAGUUUUGAAGUUCAUUUGAAAUGGAGGCUACGGUUCGAAUUUGUCACCUCUGCUCCACUAAUUAAUGUCGUAUACGGUGAAGUAUGCAAAGCACCUAUAGAUGUUCCUAUAGAAACUUUGGCAUGGAAAGUGGAUAUAUACGUACUGCCAUGUAGCCCACAAAACGCUGCUCUCACUGACUCAUCUCAUGUUGGUAGUUAA
Haemonchus placei is the source of this 852-nucleotide messenger RNA. The record is from the annotation of a GenBank genome assembly. Lineage: Eukaryota; Metazoa; Nematoda; Chromadorea; Rhabditida; Trichostrongylidae.